This is a messenger RNA of Procambarus clarkii (red swamp crayfish), 3537 nucleotides long. RefSeq lists its product as uncharacterized. Lineage: Eukaryota; Metazoa; Arthropoda; Malacostraca; Decapoda; Cambaridae. The record is from RefSeq and is a predicted model, not a curated record.
GGUGUUUACAGUGUGGAGCAGACGACGGCUGACCGCAAUGCAGUAGUGUUGAGCUCCUCUCCCAUGGCUGCCUAGCCCGUUACCUCAACACUUUGCUUUACCCCGGCGUGUUUCACAACCCACAAUGCUUGAAGUAACAAAUUUACGAAAUGGUGAGGUGCUUCCACACCGGCUAUGCCUUUUACGUGUGGUGGGAACACAGCCAGAAGCCACAUGUGCUGCUAUCCACAACCAGAGUGACAACAGCAGAAAUGGAGCAUUAUGGAAGAUACAUCAAGGAGGAUUCAAUGCACUGGUUCCACUUGUUAAAGGGAAUAAUGAUUUAAGAAUUAUCUGUGGAACUGAAGAAACUACAAUACAGGUGGUGUACAAACCAUUAGACAUACCCAGGUUUAUUCGUCUAGUUUACAUUACAUGUCUAAAUGAAGAAAAGUUUCAGGGGCCAAAGGACAUGGAACGAUCCCCAAACACUGCAGUUCGGAAGAUCCAAACUGGAGCCCUAGUUUUACAGACAUUUAUGGCAGAGACACUAGCAGCAGAAGGAUUGGGCCGACGCACUUUUCGUUUUGAAAUAGACACUGAAGGAAAUCCAAUAGUUCAUGUUAUUCAGUUGCCUUUGACUAUACGGGAAGCACACAAAUUCACAGAGGAGCGGUUGUGGGAAACUUCAGCUCUGCAUAUUUUGUCUUCUCACCUAUCAGACAAAAAUUGCAAGUAUGUGGCAUUCUUUGGUGGCACCAGGUUCUCAAACCCUGACAAGAUAUCUCUCAAGAAUGAGACAGAAAUCAUGGCCCUUACUAAAGGCCAAGUGUCACUUGGCGGUGGUGGGCUGGCUUUGGUUGGUACCGGAGCACUGUACUCGUGGGCGACCGAGGUGGAUGAAGUAAUGGAUGCUAUGCGGGAUACUGAACCUGUUGAUACAACAUCAUUAAUGGAUUUUAGUGGUGGAAGAGGUACAUGGGGAGCAUGUUAUGGCACACACCUGGGCUCUGUGCUGCAUGAGCUGGCACACACCCUCGACCUGGGCCACACUCCUCAUGGCAUCAUGGCUCGAGGGUUUGAGGAUCUGCACGUUUUCUUCACAACAACUAAGCUCACAUCAGAUUACCUUCCACAGUCGCCACAUCACAGUUCAAUUAUGAGGCAGUCUAUGUCAAGUUCAUUGAUCAAAGAGUCUGUUACCUUCACAACUGAUUUUGUGCGAAGAAUCCCAUUGGACAACAUCAAUAUGACUGUUGAACCUCCCAAAGAACCUUUAGCAUCAAGUGGGGUCUACAGCCCUCCGAUUCUCACCAGAAGAUGUCCAACAAAGUUGAACAAUUCUAACUCUGAAUCUAUCUCGCCCUUGACAAUAGAAGAAUCGUUGUCUCCUUCUCGAACGCAUAAGAAUGCAUGUAGUCGCACACUUCUCAAUGCACCGUCUCCAAAUAUAACAAGCAGUCUUAACAACAACAACAAACUAAUGGAGAAUGAUGGAAGCAAGUGUCGAGCAUUCUGGGCAAGGUCAAGUGCUGUAUUAUUGGCAUUUCAUAAGUGGCUCAACGUUGUGACUGAUGGAGAUGCUCCUGAAUUGAAAGGCGUAACUGGCCAUGCCUUAAAAGUUGGCUGUAGUCCAGCUAUGUCAGUGGUGUGCAGCACAGCCGGGAUUCGUAUUGUGGAGUUACGAGACCUUCACACCAUGGCCUUCCAUCACUGGGAGUUUGUCACACGUCCACCGCCACCAGUCCUCCAUCUUCCAUGGGCACAAGUACCUCACUGGCCAUCAGACACGCACAUUGAGGUGGUGGCAGAGGAUAGUCAGGGUAACUUACUUAAAGGCUGCUUUAUGCCGAGGCCACUCUAAGCUGCUUAGCCCAUGCUUAGUUAUGGCCUCAUAGGGUUAGUAAGUUUGUGUGGAUUUGAGAAUGCUUUUUAUUAUAUCUUGAUCAAUUAUUAUAUAUAAGUAAAUUAUAUUUUGUUAUCCACACAGACCUCCUUAAAAUUGCAAAUAUGAUAAAAAGUAUUCUGCAAUAUAUAUUCGAAGCAUAUGCAUAUAAAUUAAGUCGAACAUAAGAUACCAUUUACAUUUGGUGUGGAAGUCUUUAUGCAGCUGCUUUCAUAAAAAUGGAGUGGUCCAUUAAUAAGUCUUACUAAACGUGCAAGGUGGUACCUUCAUUAUUCAUAAGCCUUAGUAAGAUCUGCAAGAAGUAAACAUGUCUUGCAGCUUCUCAAGGAAAGUGCCAUGAUGUGCUGUACCCAAUACUUUGGCUUGUGCUUUAAGCAGCCUAUAACAACAAUUUUCUGAAUAUCUUUAUCCACAUUUACGACAAAUUUCUUUUCUACUUUAUUAUUAUUAUUAUUAUACCUAAUUUUGGAGUUAACCAAUUUUCUUUAGGAAAACAAAGGGAUGUAAUAUGCUCUUUCCUAUUACCACUUCCAGCAUACUUUUAUGCAACUGAUAUUUUUUGCUGGUUAUUAUUUAACAUUUUAGUUUACAGUGUUAGCAUUAGUGACUAAUAUAUAUAUAUACACACCAAUAAAAUAGCAGAAGCUUUGUGAGCACAUACAUUAUACAUCACAAAGUUAGCCCUCAAUAUUUCUACAUAGUAUCAGUGAGGGUUGCAAGGGUUUGGGCCUAUUUUCUUUAGGCUUGUAUCAGUCAGCAACAAAUAACACUGAAUUUCUUAAAGAUCUGAGGUUUAUCCAUUACAUAUAGGCUGUGAAUCAUUGCAAACUCCAGCAUUCUGCAUCUUACAAUGUUUCUUGCAAUCUCAUUAAUUAUACAUGUUGCUUAAUUUCAGCAAUGGCUGGUUAGCAUUUGUAACUACUGGUUUGUCAGGCAUAUGUUAAAUUACCUUGAGCAGCUAGGUUAUCAAAUAAGAACCGUGUACAUACAAAAAGGGAUUUUAUUUGAUUUAAAGAAUAUACCUUGUAUUUUAUUUUUAUUGAAAGUUGAUCUCAUACCUGAAUAUGUUACAUAUGCAGUGUUUAAAUUGCAGUUCUUAUAUAGAAAUUGGAUUGUUUAUAUUCUGUGGCUGUGGCUGUAAAUCAUCAGAUUUAUUAGCAAUAUAAUUCGUAGUAAUUCUGUAAUAUAGAUAUUAUGUACAUUAAUAGCAUUGUAUAAAUUUGUUUGUACUGUAUAUACUUAUGUAAGUAGAUAUUUGCUCAAUAGAACCUUAGUAUCAAUAAGUUCACAUAUCUAACUCACCGAUGCAAGAAUAUCAAAUUAGUUUUAUUGGUUGCGCAAAGGGUAAGCAUAUUUUUGUUUGUUUUUUAAUAAUGAAGUGUGAUCUUUCUUUAGUAUUAUUUUAUCUCUUUAGUAUUGUUUCAUAUUUUUGGUUCUGGUUUAUGCAAUUCUGCUAAGCAUCCAAUUAGAUCCCCCCAAAAAUACAUUGUCCGAGUUUCUUAUGCAUACAGGGGUCUUUCCUUGUUCAGUAAUUUUUGUUAGUUCUCUUGAUGUUUUGAUGUAUAUAAUGACUCUAAUUUUCCUCCUUGAUUUAUCCUUUUAAAUGAUAUAAUUAUCAUUUUUGUCAUAGUAAAUCAGUGCCUCUAAACAAA